UAAACUCUUCUGUGGUCUGUUUAACCAACAAAGCUACAGCUGCACUCACAGCAAGGUUAUGACACAGAGCAGCAGCUAGAAGAACCAAACUCCAUGACAUCGACGGUGAAUAAAGUGGCUUCAAAAAAUGGAUCUACUGGAAAUAGAUGAGAAAAGUGUUGAACUGAGUGAUACGAAUGGCUUGAAAGAUAAAGACCAUCACUGCUCAAAUGGUUCUGCUACGGAAGAUGAACCUUUGCUCCGAGAAAACUCCAGACGGUUUGUCAUUUUCCCCAUCCAGUACCACGACAUCUGGAAGAUGUACAAGCAGGCACAAGCCUCGUUCUGGACGGUGGAGGAAGUUGAUCUUUCCAAAGACUUGCCACAUUGGGACCGUUUAAAGCCUGAGGAAAGACACUUCAUCUCCCAUGUUCUAGCCUUCUUUGCUGCAAGUGAUGGGAUUGUCAACGAGAACCUGGUGCAAAGGUUUAGCCAGGAGGUGCAGGUCGCUGAAGCACGCUCCUUCUACAGCUUUCAGAUCCUCAUUGAGACUGUUCACUCAGAGAUGUACAGCAUGCUUAUCAACACUUACAUCAGGGACCUUAAGGAAAGGGACAACUUAUUUAACGCCAUUGAGACAAUGCAGUGUGUGAAGAGAAAAGCAGACUGGGCCCUCCAGUGGAUAAAUGACAGCAAAUCCUCGUUUGGGGAGCGACUUGUGGCUUUCGUAGCAGUGGAGGGCAUCUUCUUCUCUGGCUCAUUCGCUGCCAUCUAUUGGCUGAAGAAGAGAGGACUAAUGCCAGGUCUUACCUACUCCAACGAGCUGAUAAGCAGGGAUGAGGGCUUGCACUGUAACUUUGCCUGCCUGCUGUACAGCUACCUGUUGAAGAAGCCGUCAGAGGACCGCGUGAAGGACAUCAUCACCAAAGCUGUUAGCAUUGAGCAGGAGUUUUUGACGGAGGCCUUACCAGUGGAUCUCAUUGGAAUCAAUUGUUGUCUGAUGAAGCAGUAUAUUGAGUUUGUGGCUGACAGGCUUCUCACAGACCUUGGACUGGCUAAGGUUUACCAAGCAGAGAAUCCAUUCGACUUCAUGGAAUCUAUUUCACUAGAGGGGAAAACCAACUUCUUCGAGAAACGAGUUGGAGAGUAUCAGAGAUUUGGAGUGAUGUCGAACAUGAUGGACUGUGAAUUCACUCUGGAUGCAGAUUUCUGAAACUAAGGUUAAAUAAUGUUGUCAAGAUUUGUUACUUUUAAUCUAUCUAUUUCUUCUUUUUUUGUAUAGAGGCAUUUGUAAAAAAUAAAUCUAAAACACCUUUAAAAUACUUUCACAGUAUAAUAAAGUACAAAACAAUGGUUGUCAGGUUAGAGUUGCAAUUUUCAGCAACCAUUUAUGUUGUUUUUUUACAGUAGGGUUUGAGAAUUAUAACUUGGGUUUGUUAGUUAGCAGUCAAAUAGCUUGCAAAAUGUAACGGGAAGAACAAAACCCCUUGAAAACGCUGCUAAUUGCUAUUUGAGACUUCAACAAACUUCUGGGCAGGUAUAUGAACAGUUAAAGUUAAAACGUUUAUGAGAUGAUAAAGGUGAUGACAGUUUGCUUCUACAG
Molecule: messenger RNA, 1582 nt
Organism: Labrus mixtus (cuckoo wrasse)
Lineage: Eukaryota; Metazoa; Chordata; Actinopteri; Labriformes; Labridae
Gene: rrm2b
Product: ribonucleotide reductase M2 b
Exons: 9
Coding region: 128-1192 (354 amino acids)
Biological process (GO): deoxyribonucleotide biosynthetic process
Cellular component (GO): cytosol
Molecular function (GO): ribonucleoside-diphosphate reductase activity, thioredoxin disulfide as acceptor
Source: RefSeq, a predicted model, not a curated record